AUGAAAAACAAAAGAGCACUCAGAGCACUGCUCUCCACGGCAGGACAGUACUUCACGCAGAACAAAGACAAAUACCCGGGCGCCCUGGACAGAAUGGGAAGGCGAAUCGGGGCCAGGCUGCCGAUUGUCCACGGGCUUGGCAGGAGCUGCAUCUCCCACAGCCAGGACACAUGGGGGCGCGCGAUUUCCAACAGGAUACUUCGCUGCCUCGGAAUAGAGGACUCGUCGCACGGGAUUUCAAGCAGCUCUGGGAGAGUGAUCGUGAAGAUCCCGAAGCUGUGGGAGACAGACGACCCGAGCAUGGCUCUGCCUGUUUUCACAGCAGUAAUAGAACGAGUGUUCAGCGGGUGGCAUGUUCCUGUAAGGAUAGAGGUCAACUUGGACAAAAGCAUUCUCCUGGCUAUAGUUCCGGAGGACAAAAAUAAAGAAAAGUAG
This is a messenger RNA of Nematocida major, 435 nucleotides long. RefSeq lists its product as uncharacterized. Lineage: Eukaryota; Fungi; Microsporidia. The transcript has a single exon. The record is from RefSeq and is a predicted model, not a curated record. The coding region runs from base 1 to 435 and encodes 144 amino acids.